AUGUCCUCUGUUCGUCGCAGGUCACCAUUGCUACAAAUUUAUCAAGACUCAUAUCCUUUUGAUCAGGCAGUUACAACUGACGCACGAGAACGUGCACCCCAAAGUUUACCGCCACUUCGUCCCAUGAAAAAUGCAUCAUCUAGAACUAAUACUUUCCUCGGGCAGCCUCAACUACUACAACCUGCAAAGCAGUCAUCCCCACAAAAAUCAUUGAGAAGACUACCUAGGUCUCCCGCUGCUCUAUUUUCUAACAGUAAAUUGAAUACGGUUUCAAUGCCACCACCAUCUAACUCAAAUGAACUAGCCACGGAUUCAAUGAUUAAAAAGCAGCCGCCUAUAUUAAAAUUUAAGCCACGUAAAGUUUUGUUUACAACGUCUGAUAGCAAUCCAGGAAAUACGAAAGACAACCAGACUCAUCUCCAAUCCUCUAAAUUUACAGCUUCACAAGAAGUUUCUUCCCUAUAUCAUAGGUCACCCACAUGCCUAGAGGCACCUCUUGAGAGGUUAAACUCGGGCUCAAACGUUCUGCCGAAAAGACUCUUAGAUGCGGCACCCAUACAUGAUUCUAGGCCCGUUAAGAAGGUUAAGAGAGAAGAAGUGGAAUCCGAGAAUUGUGAGCCUACUGAGAUACCCAGUCCCAAUUCCUUUCCACCAAUUUUUGAUGAUGGUACAAAGCCACCCCAUAGCUAUGCUCAACUAAUUGGGAUGUCUUUACUAAGAGCACCUACACGCCGUCUAACCCUCGCCCAAAUAUAUAAAUGGGUAUCGGAUACCUACAGAUUCUACACACCCACAGAUGCGGGAUGGCAAAAUAGCAUUAGACAUAACCUAAGCUUAAAUAAAGCAUUUAUUAAGCAAGAAAGACCAAAAGAUGAUCCUGGAAAGGGGAAUUAUUGGGCAAUAAAAGCUGGAUCAGAGUAUCAAUUUCUUCGAGAUGUACCUACCGGAAAGUGGAAUUCUCUGGGUGCAGCUGAACAACUUCCUUCGUUGACAAAUAAACCCAUGUACUCCAUUACUAAAGGACACCUACACACCAGCUCAACUCCAUCUACCUCAUGUAUGUCAUGUCCCAAUUACGCUGAUAUUCUAUCAUCAGAUGCGACUAUUCCAGAAUCUGAUGCAGAUAUACCUGAUGUACUAGAGCGUGAAUCACGAUACCAGGGCCUUUCUUCACCUAUUCAAUCUUCUCCACUAUCUAUCACCAUGCACUCAUCCCCUCCAGUGCCUUGUCAAAAGUUAGACAACACACCGGCCGCUGCCAGCAGUAUCACUUCAUCGCGAGUGCGAUCUCGACAAGGAAAGCUCCAAUCAGCAAAUGAUAGCGGCUACUUUUCUUCUCUAGACUCAUCAGCUAUUCGAAGUGACCGUAGAAAACUCCACUCUGAUGUUGAUAACCCAAGAUUGAAACGCGGGCGUGCUGAAGAAGAAAUAGCACGGUUACGUGGCCCUCCAUCUGAAAGUCCUAUUAGAGACCGUCAUAAUUAUAUGCAAAUUUCAUCGCCUGUUCGACGGAGUACAAAAUCCGAUAUUUCUAGCAUGCUACCUCCCCUGACGCCGGCCGUUAGGCUACGCGCCCCAAUUCGUCCACCACCGUCAGCAUCACCAAACACUAAUCUGCGCCUACAUCGAGAUCGAGUUCGUGAAAUGGUUGGCUCACCCCUUCGUGGCAUGACCAUACUAGAAGAUGGGUUUCCGUGGAGUCCUGCUUUUCAUUUCGAAGAACAAAGCCAUACACCUAUGAGUAAUUCCGAUUUUGGCACAAAUUGCGACAUAUUCCACAACUCCUCUGGUUUACUGGCCAUUUCUUGUAAUGGGUCCCCGGAAAUUAGGGCUACCAAACGCCAGCGGCAUGAAUCUUCUAAUUCGGGUUAUGUAGAGAAUAACUCAACAAAUAGUAUUGAUUUAGCGUCGAGGUCGCACUCACCAAAGGUCACAAUUAACUUUCCUCAAAUCGGCGAGGUCAACAAGCUGGAUUCCUCUCGCAUAAGAUUAGAUAUUUCACCACUCCGAAACACGUCUUACAACUUAAGUUCCCCAACCAAGCCUAAUGGACGAUUUCUUCCAACACUUUCUGUAAACCUCUUCAACUUACCAAGAGCAAGCGAGAACCAGUCCGAAAACGAUGCUGGAGAGGAAUGGGAUAUAAUGAAAGGGUUCCAAAAAAUUGGGACAGGAAGAUCCAGCUCUAAGUUGAGCAGUAAAGAUAAGCCAAUUGUAAAGAAUCAUAGCAACAAAAGAAAUUUAGCCACUCGGUUCUAG
Molecule: messenger RNA, 2259 nt
Organism: Blumeria graminis f. sp. triticale
Lineage: Eukaryota; Fungi; Ascomycota; Leotiomycetes; Helotiales; Erysiphaceae
Source: the annotation of a GenBank genome assembly